Molecule: messenger RNA, 669 nt
Organism: Ilex paraguariensis (yerba mate)
Lineage: Eukaryota; Viridiplantae; Streptophyta; Magnoliopsida; Aquifoliales; Aquifoliaceae
Source: the annotation of a GenBank genome assembly
CUCCACCACAAACAACCAAGAGGCUCAACAGGUAGAGAGAGACCUCUCAGUUAUCUUCUACUUCUUCCACAGUCCUUGGCUCCCAGAAAAAAACUAAAAAAUCUUCAUGAAUAUGAAUGCAAUCAAACCUUGUAAAGCCAACUAUCAAUCACCAUAUCUCUUUAACCAUCUAAAUAAUCUUCAGAAAAAUAUAAAGACAAAGCCAGCUUGUAGCAGUACACCAAGCAUGGUUGCUCGUAAAAGAAUGGCAAGAAUGGCUUCUGUGAGAGCAUGUAGUGGUGAAGGAGGAGAGAGAAAGACCGAAAGACAAAGCUUCUUGAGCUUAGAAGAAGCUGGUCUAGUCGAAGUAUCUGGUCUAAGCAGUCAUGAAAGGUUUCUAUGCCGACUAACGAUAUCAUCGCUAAAUCUACUAAGAGUGAUAUCAGAGCAAGAAGGUUGUUCGAUUGAGGAAUUAAAUGCUGGGAGGGUAUGUGAUUGGUUUUUGAAAGAUAAGCUGAAGAGAGAGCAGAAUUUGGGGUCUGCAGUCCUUCAAUGGGAUGAUUCUGAGCUCCCAUUUUGAACCCUUUUGUUCCAAGAGCAUUAUUCUCUUUUUUUUUUUCAACGGUCAAAUAUGUUCGAGUUAAUUUAUGCAAACUUCGACUAAUUUUUUUUUCGAUCCGAUCAAAAACA